This is a messenger RNA of Ceratina calcarata, 1924 nucleotides long. RefSeq lists its product as uncharacterized. Lineage: Eukaryota; Metazoa; Arthropoda; Insecta; Hymenoptera; Apidae. The transcript has 5 exons. The record is from RefSeq and is a predicted model, not a curated record. The coding region runs from base 193 to 1707 and encodes 504 amino acids.
GGUCAAGUCCAAGGCCAGCCACGAGUUUGACAGUAGUUAAAGAUUCAGGCAAGUCCAUCUUGUUUGCCAGAAAUAAGAUUGGUAAUUUACGGCCUGCAAUUAACCGAACGAUACCGGUAAACGAAAACGUGUACACAUUGGCAAUAAAGUUAGAAAUAGAAAGAAGAUAUCUUGUAAAGCAUCUUGUAAAACAUGGAUUCGGAUAGCGCGUCGAAAAGUAUCGAGAAUAAUGAAAAUUAUUCGCAAAAGAAAAAAGAAGCCAUGGACGAAAUGAAACCUAUAUUAAAAAAACAGAUAGCUGGAUUGAAGUCUAUAAUUUCGCAGAUGGAGUCGAAUUUGGGCAUAGUAAAAUUUAGCCAGGUCAAAUGCGACUUCCCUCUGGAUACUUUAAAGGUUACAGAGACACAAGUCCAGGAUAUAAAUAUAUUAUUAGAACAUCAAUUGCGUGAAUUGUCUGGAUUCUCGUGUGCCAAGUUCACGCGAGACGAACACGUCUUUCACCUCUCGUGUUCGAAUAAAUCUAGUAAGAAAGACAUGUAUGCUGUGCAAAUCAUAAAUACGAAAGGCAAAUGGUCUUUAGGAAAGUGGACAAUGCCUAUGGGCAUUGAUCUGGAUUACUUGGUGUCUCAGAAUCCGAUUAAUGAAGUCAAAAAUAUACCUAGGUUCCUGAAACUUUGCAAACUGCACCUAGAUGCUUAUUGUAUGAGGCACGAACAGUACAUUGCACUGAAGGAUAUUGUUUCUCGUACAAAAAAUUGCAAAUUGCAAUCAUCUUUAGGAUACAGACACAUCAUUCUAGAACUGAGGGGAAUAUAUAAUCAAGAGACUGAUAAUUUUAUGAACAUCAGUGUAUAUCUCUUCUACAAUUCUGAUAAUCUUCUGCCACACAAAAUAGAGAUCGAGUCCUCGUUAAACAGUAAAUUAGAUGAGAAGAUCGCGAAACGUUUUAAGAAAUCUUUACGUUGCUUCCAAGAGUUUAUGUUGCAAGUAGCAUUUGAUAAAAUGUCGAUUAUGGAACCAUUCGUAUGGACUAAAGAAGAAGAUAUCGACAGCCCACUAGCAUGUGACAUGUUAAGUAGUUUAGAAGAAGAGGGAUUACUGGCACAUUUCUCAGUGAAGCAAAAGAAAUCUUCUAUAUCUAGAAAGAAGAAAAACGAGAUAAACAGGGACAAAAGUAAACGAGAGGUAAGUAAUGUUUCAAAUGAGAACAGACCUGUUACUUCUCAAAAUGAACAGGAAGAAUCGCAGAAUGAGAAAAUCCAUUCUGAAAAUGCAAAGCCUGUCGUCGUCGUAAAUCCUACAGUUAGCAACUUGAAAGGAAUUAAAUUCAAACAGAUAAAGAUUCAGUUUCCAACUAAAUCGAAAUCGCCUAAGACUAAGAAUAAUAGUAGUAAUGAGAAUAAUACCUCAUCGUUAAACGUAGUAGUGGCCAAGAAUAAAAAAAUAGAUGAACAAAGUAAAUUAUGUACCAGUACUCCGUUAAGAUCGAAUAGAUUACGACAUGAUAGAUCAGCUAAUAUUGAUAUUAGUGAUAUUACACUAAGUGAAAUUAAUUCAAAUGCGGUAAAAAGAAGUGAACUAAAAGAACAGGCUCAGAAUAAUGCACCUGAAGAGCUGGUACAGAGUAAGAAUAAUACGAAGAAAAGAAAGAUAAAUUCCCGUGCCGUAUCAAAGUCGAAAGGUUUGAAAAGAAAGAAAAAAGUUUAAAUAUUCAUCGCCCUUUUUCAGUAUUUUUGUUCUUAUCUACGUGUAUAUAUUUGCUGUUUAAAACUAACUGUAAAUGUCGCAUCGUAUAUCGUAAUUCUGUACAGUAACCGGUUGGUGCUUGGGCAGGUCAGCAGGUGCAAGUAACAACGUAGAAAUAUUGCUGUAAGCACGUCAAUUGAGGAUCGAACGUUAUUCGAUCGUCACUCUUUAACUUACA